Messenger RNA from Notothenia coriiceps (black rockcod), 875 nucleotides. RefSeq names its product calretinin-like. NCBI's taxonomy places the organism in Eukaryota, Metazoa, Chordata, Actinopteri, Perciformes, Nototheniidae. Gene Ontology annotation, biological process: regulation of long-term synaptic potentiation; regulation of presynaptic cytosolic calcium ion concentration. The record is from RefSeq and is a predicted model, not a curated record. Gene Ontology annotation, cellular component: terminal bouton; synapse; dendrite. The transcript has 8 exons. The coding region runs from base 1 to 489 and encodes 162 amino acids. Gene Ontology annotation, molecular function: calcium ion binding.
AUGAGCGCUGCAGCCUGGCGGAGGUAUGACACCGACCGAAGUGGAUACAUUGAGUCCAAUGAGCUGAAGGGCUUCCUGUCAGACCUGCUGAAGAAGGCUAACAGAAACUACGAUGACAAGAAGCUCAACGAAUACACACAGACAAUUCUGAGGAUGUUUGAUCUUAACGGUGAUGGUAAGCUCGGCCUUUCUGAGAUGGCGAGGCUCUUGCCAGUCCAGGAGAAUUUCCUGCUGAAGUUUGAGGGUAUCAGGCUCAAAGUUAAGGAAUUCGACUCCCUCUUCACCUUCUAUGAUAAGGAUGGUAAUGGGUAUAUUGACGAGCAGGAGUUGGAUGGUCUGCUGAAGGACCUUUGUGACAAGAACAAAAUGGACGUGGACCCUUCAAAAGGACUCGUGGACUACAAGAGGAGCAUCAUGGCCUUGUCUGAUGGAGGGAAGCUGUACCGCACUGAGCUGGAGAUCCUCCUCUGCCAGGACUCCCCGCUGUGAGCCCCCCCCCAUCGCCUCCUGCUUCCUACCUCCCGAUGUAACCUGGUGCAUGUGUGACCCUUAACCUCGCUUCACCACUUAGAGUGAAAACAAAAGUGCUCCUGAGAGAACACAGUGUACCGCUGGCCUGCUACCUUAGCUUCAUACCCCUCUUCAGUUUUCCUUUUUUUUUAAAAGAUGCAUUUCCAUAUUAAUAUGGCCAAUGACUAAAGGAAUAUUUUCUGUAUUUAUUUAAUUGACUUCCAGUUUUUAUUAUGCAUUUUUUUAAUAUAAUAUAUAUAUAUAUAUAUAUAUGUUCUUCUCCCAAUGAAUUUUCUGUAGCAUCGGUUUAUUUGUAUUUAUAUUAUAUAAUCUUAUUUAAUGAGGCUUGCACUGUUCUAUCAAAU